GCUGAGUUAUGGAGACACAUCACUGUGACACAUGUGGGAAGAGCCUUUCCUCAUCCGGUAACCUCAAGAAGCACAUGAUGAUCCACACUGGAGAGAAGCCCUACAGCUGUGACCUCUGUGGUAAGACCUUUAGCCAGGCUUGCAAUUUCAGAACUCAUAGCAGGAUCCACACUGGAGAGAAGCCCUACAGCUGUGACCUCUGUGGUAAAACCUAUAUACAGACUGGGGCAUUAACAGUUCACCGCAGGACCCACACUGGAGAGAAGCCCUAUAGCUGUGACCUCUGUGGUAAAACCUUUAGACAGGCUGGAGAUUUAACAGUUCACAGCAGGAUCCACACUGGAGAGAAGCCCUACAACUGUGACCUCUGUGGUAAAACCUUUAUACAGACUGGGGCAUUAACAGUUCACCGCAGGACCCACACUGGAGAGAAGCCCUAUAGCUGUGACCUCUGUGGUAAAACCUUUAGACAGGCUGGAGAUUUAACAGUUCACAGCAGGAUCCACACUGGAGAGAAGCCCUACAGCUGUGACCUCUGUGGUAAAACCUUUAGUCAGGCUGGGAAUUUCAGAGCUCAUAGCAGGCUCCACACUGGAGAGAAGCCCUACAGCUGUGACCUCUGUGGUAAAACCUUUAGACAAACUGGGGAAUUGACCACUCACCGCAGAAACCACACUGGAGAGAAGCCCUACAGCUGUGACCUCUGUGGUAAAACCUUUAGCCAAUCCAGUAACCUCAAGAAGCACAUGAGGAUCCACACUGGAGAGAAGCCCUACAGCUGUGACCUUUGUGGUAAAACCUUUAGCCAGACUGACACUUUCAGAGCUCAUAGCAGGAUCCACACUGGAGAGAAGCCCUACAGCUGUGACCUCUGUGGUAAAACCUUUAGUCAGGCUGGGAAUUUUAGAGCUCAUAGCAGGAUCCACACUGGAGAGAAGCCCUACAGCUGUGACCUCUGUGGUAAAACCUUUAGUCAGGCCGGGAAUUUCAGAGCUCAUAGCAGGAUCCACACUGGAGAGAAGCCCUACAGCUGUGACCUUUGUGGUAAAACUUUUAGACGGACUGACACUUUCAGAGCUCAUAGCAGGAUCCACACUGGAGAGAAGCCCUACAGCUGUGACCUUUGUGGUAAGACCUUUAGCCAGGCUUGCAAUUUCAGAACUCAUAGCAGGAUCCACACUGGAGAGAAGCCCUACAGCUGUGACCUUUGUGGUAAAACUUUUAACCGGACUGACACUUUCAGAGCUCAUAGCAGGAUCCACACUGGAGAGAAGCCUUACAGCUGUGACCUCUGUGGUAAAACCUUUAGUCGGGUUGGGCAUUUCAGAGCUCAUAGCGGGAUCCACACUGGAGAGAAGCCCUACAGCUGUGACCUCUGUGAUAAAACCUUUAGCCAGGCUUGCAAUUUCAGAGUCCACAGUAGGAUCCACACUGGAGAGAAGCCCUACAGCUGUGACCUCUGUGGUAAAACCUUUAGCAACGCUAACAAUCUCAGACGUCACCGCAUGUCCCACACUAAAGAGAAACCCUAA
Molecule: messenger RNA, 1532 nt
Organism: Osmerus eperlanus (European smelt)
Lineage: Eukaryota; Metazoa; Chordata; Actinopteri; Osmeriformes; Osmeridae
Product: zinc finger protein 271-like
Exons: 2
Coding region: 9-1532 (507 amino acids)
Biological process (GO): regulation of transcription by RNA polymerase II
Cellular component (GO): nucleus
Molecular function (GO): DNA-binding transcription factor activity, RNA polymerase II-specific; RNA polymerase II transcription regulatory region sequence-specific DNA binding
Source: RefSeq, a predicted model, not a curated record